CUCGUGAUCUGCCCACUUUGGCCUCCCAAAGUGCUGGGAUUACAAGCGUGAGCUACCACGCCCGGCCAAUGUAGCUCUUUUUCAUAUCUUCAAGUGUCUCCACUGAAUUUUUGAACUUAGGAAAUAUAAUUAUAAUAGUCAUUUUAAUGUUCUGUCUGCUAAUUCUAACAUCCGUGUCAGUUUUGAUUGAUUUUUUUUUUUCCUCCUCAUCAGGGGUUAUAUUUCCUUGCUUUAUAUGUGCCUGGUAAUUUUUGAUUAGAUGCCAGACAUUGUGAAUUUUCCUUGUUGGAUACUGGCUAUUUUUGUAUUCUUGUAAAUAUUUUUGAACUUUGUUCUGGGAUGUGGUUAAGUUGUUUAGAAGCAGUUUGAUCCUUUUGGAAAGUCUUGCUUUGAAGAUUUGGAGGACUGAAAUAGUUGUACUUAGUCUAGAACUAAUUAUUCUCCAGGACAGAGAAAACACUCUUCUAUGUGCUCUCCUCGUUGCCUGGGGAAUCAUGAGGUUUUCCAGUCUGGAAAUAUUUUUUUCUGAUAUUUCUUCCCCAGUUUUGGGUAGUUGCCACACAUGUAUGCAUUGAUCAGCCCUCUGCUGAAUACUUGGGAGGAUUCUCUGUGGCUCUUUCUGCACCUCUCUUUUCUCUGAUACUUGGCCUUGCAAACUCUAGUUGCCUUGGUCUCCCUGGACUGUUAGCUCAAUUCACUCAAUGCAGGCAGUUCACUGAGCUCUGCCUGAGUUUUCCCUUUCCUCCAGACAUCUUGAGCUGGAAACUCUCUCAGGCAGUAAGCUGGAGGACUCAUAGGAUUUGUUUCAUUUGCCUUCCUUCUUCCAGGGAUCACUGCUCUUCAUUGACUGUUAUCCCAGUAUUGACAAUUAUUCUGUUACUCCAACUUCGCCAGAAAUGGAAGUGAUACAUUUUAUUCUUUCUGUCUGAAAUAAUCCUCCAUCCCUAAUGUUUAAAAACUGCCAUCCUUGACUCCAUGUGACUGGGUUAGGAGCCCUUUCUCUGGUCUCCCAUCAUACCUCUGCUUACAGUAACUUAGUGCAGCACUCCUCUCCCUGCAUUGUUCUUGCAUUUUUUUACCCUCCCUUUCCUCAUUAGAUUUUAUUUCCGUGAGGACAGAGAAUGUCUUUAAUCUCGGGAUUUCUAACACCUAACAUAGACUCAGGUGUGUAAGAGUUGCUCAAUAAGUACUUGUUGAAUGAAUGAAUGAAUGAACAAAUAGGAUUCAAUUUUCAAAGUAUCUGUUGUUGAACAACUUUCAGAAGUUUUUUUUUUUUUUUUUUUACAGAAAUGAGAUUAGAUAUGCAUCUUCAUAUAUGCAAUUGAAAUCUCUCUUAAAUUUCUAGAUAAUCAGUUUUUGUUGAUGGCUUGGACAUGGUUUUUACCUAUUUACUUUUUGUAGCCUCUCAUUAGAAGGUGUUAAUAAAAGCCACCUAGUUGAUGCUUCAAAUAACAUGUGGAAGUAAAGGGACCAAGAACAGAAUAGCCAUAUUCUAUAAAUAAACAAAAUAAAGGCUAACUUUUAGGUAUCUAUUUUAUGAUUGACCCUCAGGUGUGGUAUAUCGCAAGUCUGUAAGGAGAUUGUUCUUAUCUGAAGUGCCUUUUCCUUGUUGGACGUACUUGGAUGCCUUUUAUCCAGGUAGACUCAGAUGGUUUGCCAGUAGCUCUAUGGAUUUGGUAUUGGAAAACCUCAUUGUUCCCCAGGCAAUGGGGAGAGCACAUAGGAGAGUGUUUUCUCUGUCAUGGGGAAUAAAUAGCUAUGAGUCGGUGCAUUCUUACCAACUGGAGACAAUUGACAGUGGAUAUGUGCCACUAGAGUUAUGGUCAAGUGCAAGUUCAUACUAUAUUUGGAUCUUAAGAGUCGGUAGAAUGAACCAUAUUUGGUAAGCCUCUUAAGACUAUCUUGCUCCAUUUCCUCAGCAGCUCUUGGUGACUCUGGAGCCCCACCUCCAAGUCCCCAUCCUGCAUAGCUGGCCUGAUAGAAAUGGCUUGAGGUUCUUGUUCUUUUAGAUUCAGUGUUUUCAUCUGUGCAGUAGGAUGUAAGUAGGAUAAGAUGUAAUUUGUCAGGUUGCUAUGAGGAAUAAAUGAAGUAAUAAAUGGUAGUUGCCUACAGUUUCAGGCACAUGGGAACCCUCUCCCACCUCCCCCAAACUUAAUUGAAAAGAUAGCCAUCAGCCUCUGAAGUUGAAUUGUGCUGAGUGGUUACUAACAUUAAAGACAUAUGGAGUUAUUGUAUCUGUAUCUUUCGCUUAUCAGCUUUUCCUUGAAGGUUUAAUGUGUGUUCCUUUGCUUUUAGGCCACAUGCUUAUUUUCCUGAAAGGGGUCUUCUUGACUUAAAGCACAAUCUUUGCUUUUUUGUUCUUUUUUCACUGCUCUUGCCUGGUGAUCCAGUUGUUUAAAGACAUCUCCAUCCUUCCCUAUCCUUCCCCCUUUCAAAUCUAUGGCCCAGACUGGGGGUGGCUUUAACUAACACCACCACUCUGCAUUAGUUAAGUAGAGUGGAAUUUCUCAUUCUACCUCUCAGAUAUUGAUGAAACCUCUCCCUGAUGCACAAAUUAAGACUGAGUGUAUUUAGCAUAUUUUCCUAGAAUGACACAGUGAUUCUGUGGCUAAACCAAGAUUAGACCCUACCACUUUAAAAAAUCUGACUUUUUGCUUAAGGAGUAAACUGUGUUGCUUCUAAAACUACUAGUUGAAUUUAACUUUGAAGUGUACUUUGUAUUUAAAUCUGAUGAUAGUGUUGUUUUUCCUUUUGUCUUGUUUAGAUGAGGGUAUUUUCUUCAUUUCCCUGACCCCUAGUGCCUCAGUGACCUAGGCAGCAAGUUUGUUGAUGCUGUCCAGAAUGCUAAUUAAGAAACAGAGCUGUCAGUCAGUGCUGAAUUAGUGCCUACCUCAUCAUGGAACAUUUCAAGUGAACUCAACAAAGAUUCUUACCUGACCCUUGAUGAACCAAUGAAUAACAUCACCACAUCCCUGGGCCAGACAGCAGAACUGCACUGCAAAGUCUCUGGGAAUCCACCUCCCACCAUCCGCUGGUUCAAAAAUGAUGCUCCUGUGGUCCAGGAGCCCCGGAGGCUCUCCUUUCGAUCCACCAUCUAUGGCUCUCGGCUGCGGAUUAGAAACCUCGACACCACAGACACAGGCUACUUCCAGUGUGUGGCAACAAACGGCAAGGAGGUGGUUUCUUCCACUGGAGUCUUGUUUGUCAAGUUUGGCCCCCCUCCCACUGCAAGUCCAGGAUACUCGGAUGAGUAUGAAGAAGAUGGAUUCUGUCAGCCAUACAGAGGGAUUGCAUGUGCAAGAUUUAUUGGCAACCGCACCGUCUACAUGGAGUCUUUGCACAUGCAAGGGGAAAUAGAAAAUCAGAUCACAGCUGCCUUCACUAUGAUUGGCACUUCCAGUCACUUAUCUGAUAAGUGUUCUCAGUUCGCCAUUCCUUCCCUGUGCCACUAUGCCUUCCCGUACUGUGAUGAAACUUCAUCCGUCCCAAAGCCCCGUGACUUGUGUCGCGAUGAAUGUGAAAUCCUGGAAAAUGUCCUGUGUCAAACAGAGUACAUUUUUGCAAGAUCAAAUCCCAUGAUUCUGAUGAGGCUGAAACUGCCAAACUGUGAAGAUCUCCCCCAGCCAGAGAGCCCAGAAGCUGCAAACUGUAUCCGGAUUGGAAUUCCCAUGGCAGACCCUAUAAAUAAAAAUCACAAGUGUUAUAACAGCACAGGUGUGGACUACCGGGGGACCGUCAGCGUGACCAAAUCAGGGCGCCAGUGCCAGCCGUGGAAUUCCCAGUAUCCACACACACACACCUUCACCGCACUUCGUUUCCCAGAGCUGAAUGGAGGCCAUUCCUACUGCCGCAACCCAGGGAAUCAGAAGGAAGCUCCCUGGUGCUUCACCUUGGAUGAAAACUUUAAGUCUGAUCUGUGUGACAUCCCAGCUUGCGAUUCAAAGGAUUCCAAGGAGAAGAAUAAAAUGGAAAUCUUGUACAUACUCGUGCCAAGUGUUGCCAUUCCCCUGGCCAUUGCUUUACUCUUCUUCUUCAUUUGCGUCUGUCGCAAUAACCAGAAGUCAUCAUCACCACCAGUCCAGAGGCAACCAAAACACGUCAGAGGUCAAAAUGUAGAGAUGUCAAUGCUGAAUGCGUAUAAACCCAAGAGCAAGGCUAAAGAGCUGCCUCUUUCUGCUGUACGCUUUAUGGAAGAAUUGGGUGAAUGUGCCUUUGGAAAAAUCUAUAAAGGCCAUCUCUAUCUCCCAGGCAUGGACCAUGCUCAGCUGGUUGCUAUCAAGACCUUGAAAGAUUAUAACAAUCCCCAGCAAUGGACAGAAUUUCAACAAGAAGCCUCCCUAAUGGCAGAACUGCACCACCCCAAUAUUGUCUGCCUGCUAGGUGCCGUCACUCAGGAACAACCUGUGUGCAUGCUUUUUGAAUAUAUGAAUCAGGGGGAUCUCCAUGAGUUCCUCAUCAUGCGAUCCCCACACUCUGAUGUUGGCUGCAGUAGUGAUGAAGAUGGGACUGUGAAAUCCAGCCUGGACCAUGGAGAUUUUCUGCACAUUGCAAUUCAGAUUGCAGCCGGCAUGGAAUACCUGUCUAGUCACUUCUUUGUCCACAAGGAUCUUGCAGCUCGCAAUAUUUUAAUCGGAGAGCAACUUCAUGUAAAAAUUUCAGACUUGGGGCUUUCCAGAGAAAUUUACUCCGCUGAUUACUACAGAGUCCAGAGUAAGUCCUUGCUGCCCAUUCGCUGGAUGCCGCCUGAAGCCAUCAUGUAUGGCAAAUUCUCUUCCGAUUCAGAUAUCUGGUCCUUUGGGGUUGUCCUGUGGGAGAUUUUCAGUUUUGGACUCCAGCCAUAUUAUGGAUUCAGUAACCAGGAAGUGAUUGAGAUGGUGAGAAAACGGCAGCUCUUACCAUGCUCUGAAGACUGCCCACCCAGAAUGUACAGCCUCAUGACAGAGUGCUGGAAUGAGAUUCCUUCCAGGAGACCAAGAUUUAAAGAUAUUCACGUCCGGCUUCGGUCCUGGGAGGGGCUGUCAAGUCACACCAGCUCUACUACUCCUUCGGGGGGAAAUGCCACCACACAGACAACCUCCCUCAGUGCCAGCCCAGUGAGUAAUCUCAGUAACCCCAGAUAUCCUAAUUACAUAUUCCCGAGCCAGGGUAUUACACCACAGGGCCAGAUUGCUGGUUUCAUUGGCCCGCCAAUACCUCAGAACCAGCGAUUCAUUCCCAUCAAUGGAUACCCAAUACCUCCUGGAUAUGCAGCGUUUCCAGCUGCCCACUACCAGCCAACAGGUCCUCCCAGAGUGAUUCAGCACUGCCCGCCUCCCAAGAGUCGGUCCCCAAGCAGUGCCAGUGGGUCGACUAGCACUGGCCAUGUGACUAGCUUGCCCUCAUCAGGAUCCAAUCAGGAAGCAAAUAUUCCUUUACUACCACACAUGUCAAUUCCAAAUCAUCCUGGUGGAAUGGGUAUCACCGUUUUUGGCAACAAAUCUCAAAAACCGUACAAAAUUGAUGCAAAGCAAGCAUCUUUGCUAGGAGAUGCCAAUAUUCAUGGACACACCGAAUCUAUGAUUUCUGCAGAACUGUAAAAUGCACAACUUUUGUAAAUGUGGUAUACAGGACAAACUAGACGGCCGUAGAAAAGAUUUAUAUUCAAAUGUUUCUAUUAAAGUAAGGUUCUCAUUUAGCAGACAUCGCAACAAGUAUCUUCUGUGAAGUUUGACUGUGUCUUACCAAGCAGGACAGACACUAGGCCAGAAAAAAAAAAAACAUUGUGGGAUGUACACUCCAUUGGAGUGCAUGACAUGGCAUUGGGAUUGGAACAUGUGGUUUCAAGUACUGAAAACUGCACACCAGUGAAGAGAAAAAGAACCUUGUGAUUAAAUAUAAAACCAAAAGUCAAAUGGUGCUUUGUGUUUUAGCCUUCAGUCACCAUGACUGGUCUCUCCCCCAGAUGUAUAUAUACCAUAGCAUUUGUCUACCUGCUGUCUUUUCUUCAGGACGGAUGUUCAGGAAUUAUAUUGAUUCGGUUUAGACUCUGCGCAUGUUCUUAUGGAAAUGAUGUUCAGAAUCAAUGAAGAAACUUCAGGCCAAAUUUGAAACCCUGGAGGGAAAUGAGCCAUAAGACAAGUAUAACAAGCCCUGAAGCCUUCUAUGUCGUUGGGCUUCUUUGAGAAGGUGUAGAGUGUGCCUUUUUGUGAAUCCUCCUCUGAUCAUGAGGGUCUUUCCCAGAUUUUCUCACAGUGUGCUUACACUGCCCUUGGAAUAACACAGGGCAUCAGACCAUAAAAAGGCUAGAUGUGGAUGUUAGAAUUGAUUGUUGGUUGAUAGUUCACUUUGCUGGAUUAGGAAUGAGGCGCCAAAGGAAGCACAGCCAGGAAAAUGGCCCCACAGCCUAGAUCAGUUUCUGUGGGAAAGGAAAAAGGGUUCCCAUGGGGACAGCCCCCAAAGGAGUUUUCUGGAACCAGUAACACUGAAAAAUAAGUGUGUGGCUACAGAUGAGCACACCCACCCCUUGCAACUCCCUGUUUACAAGUUGUCCAAGGCAUUGGGGUGCUUAUGGUCAAUGGACUCUAGGGAAGUAGGAAACUCCAUCAUGAUACCAAUGUCUAGUAAUUUUUAAGUUUCUCUCCCUUUUUUUCUGUGCUGGUAAUGAUCACAGAUUUGAUUCCCGCCCCAAGAAUUACAACAAUUUAUUCAUACAGUUAGUUGGAAUCCAAAGGCAAUUAAUUCUAUUUUGCAAAAUAUGAUGGUCUUCCUAAAAAGCAAGUACUGAGUUCUCAUUUCAAAAGUUACCAAGAACUGAAUUCUUUAAACUAGCAAACAGAAGCAACAUGACCAUUUUUGCCUUAGUGGGAGGUUUCAGAUGUGCAGCUUGUGGCAUUUACCUGCCAACCAUCUUUUGCCAAGUUUAGAAUUCUUACGCGUUUCAAGUUCUAUAUAGAAAGUAAUUUUACUUUUGAUUUUUUUCUUGUUAAAAAAAACCCUCCUUUGUUCUAAGAACAGUGUCUCAAAGUCUCAUUUUUACUUUAAAGGUAUAAGAGACUUGUAAAGAGACUUACAGGAUAUAAAAGUAAUUCCCAGAAAUGAUAUUUGAUGAGGAGAAUAUAAGAGAAUUAAAAACACAUUGAUGUUUUCAUUUUUACAAAAUACAACUUGCAUGAGAAAUCAAGAAAAUAUGUUUACCAAAAUGCAUUGCAAUUUUCCCAAACCUGAGUCUUCAAAUAACAAACAUGAACUUACAGGUACUGUGAACUCGAAGAAUUGGCUAUAUCCAGAUUUCUGGGAGAUAAAUUAAGACCUAUUUUUGUGGCAUAAAUAAGCUGAUUCAGAAGUUACGUUUCUUAACUUUAGGUAGAGGAGAAUAUUUGUAUCCUUUUGUUGCUAUGCAACUGUUUAAUGAUGAAGCGUCAAACCACAAUUUUGUAUAUCAUAUGACAAUCAAUUGUUUUCCAAGAAUAUUUAUUAUUUUAAGUACACAAUUUCAGUGAAUCUGAGUUUUUCUAGAAGUCCCUUAAAGGGAAAUUAGCAUUCCAUGAGCCAGUAAAAUACCUACUCUGGUAAAACAUUAUUAUGGUUAAAAAGUAAAUUCAAGUUAGUUUUUUAUAAAGAACUAUAACAUUUAUUGUAAACAUUUUAUAAUAACUGAAAACAUUAAAGUGAGCAAAUGAAAUUUCAAAACCACUUGUAAUAAUGUAUUUUAUAAUCGCACUGUGAUACUAUAUAACACAGUCUCUUUUGUAUUAAAAUAGUAUUUUUUUCACAAACUGAAAAAUAUCUUUUCCUUUGCCGACAAUGUUUUGUAAGAUGACUUUGUUUUCAGAUCUUUUUCUCUUUUUUUGCACAAAACUAUGCUUAUGGUUUGUGUCACAGAAGUGAAAAUAUAUCUUUGCAUUUUUAUAUCUGGUCUGUUUUUCUUGUUUCCUUUGUUUUUAACUUGAUAUAGAUUUUCUUCAAAUAUAUAACGGCAAUUUUCAGAUAUCUCACCCUACCAUAUCUUUCCUUAUUUUCACUGCAUGCAUUUAAUCACUGUAUUACUUAAUGUUUGAUUUGUUAUUAUGGGCAUUUCAAAUAGACAAACAUUGAAUUGUAAUGACAAAAAGGCUAUUUUAUAUUAAGGAUAUAUGCAUUUGUAUUUCACACACCAGAGAUGAUAUUAAACACUGAUUAUUUUAUGCUGCUGUUUAUUAAAAAUGUUUACUAUAAAA
This is a messenger RNA of Cercocebus atys (sooty mangabey), 8195 nucleotides long. RefSeq names its product receptor tyrosine kinase-like orphan receptor 1 (gene ROR1). Gene Ontology annotation, biological process: protein phosphorylation; cell surface receptor protein tyrosine kinase signaling pathway; multicellular organism development. Lineage: Eukaryota; Metazoa; Chordata; Mammalia; Primates; Cercopithecidae. Gene Ontology annotation, cellular component: signaling receptor complex. The record is from RefSeq and is a predicted model, not a curated record. Gene Ontology annotation, molecular function: protein binding; ATP binding; protein kinase activity. Bases 2952 to 5576 code for a protein of 874 amino acids. The transcript has 9 exons.